This is a messenger RNA of Melospiza georgiana, 2103 nucleotides long. RefSeq names its product family with sequence similarity 151 member B (gene FAM151B). Lineage: Eukaryota; Metazoa; Chordata; Aves; Passeriformes; Passerellidae. Bases 13 to 810 code for a protein of 265 amino acids. The transcript has 6 exons. The record is from RefSeq and is a predicted model, not a curated record.
CCGGGCCGGGCCAUGGCGAGCGGGGCGCGGGGCGCCUGGAGCGAGUGGCCGGUGGAUCACUUCCUGCGCACGGGGCACAUCGCGGCCAGGGACGGCGCCGCCGUGCGCUGGUUCCACGCCGCCAACAGCCGGGCCCGGGCCGCGGAGGCCGCGCGGAGCGAUGUGCACAUGGUGGAGGUGGAUGUUGUCCUCCGGGGAGGGGACAGGGACCCCAUCCUGGCUCAUCCCCCGGACACUGACAGCGACAUCACCCUGCAGGAAUGGCUGGCACAGAUGGGCAGCACCAACAAAGGCAUCAAGCUCGACUUUAAGAGCCUGGCCGCCGUGGGACCCUCCCUGGAGCUGCUGGGGCAGGCGGGGCAGCGCCUGCACAGACCCGUGUGGCUCAACGGGGACGUCCUGCCGGGGCCCUGCGGGAGCCGCGCGCCGCUGGACGCCCGCGCCUUCCUGCGCGCCGUCACCUCCUCCUGCCCCGACGCCACCCUGUCCCUGGGCUGGACCACGGGCUGCCACCGGGGCCAAGGCUACGAGUGGCCCGCGGUGCAGGAGAUGCGGCGCCUGUGCCAGGCGCUGUCCCAGCCGGUGACGUUCGCGGUCAGGGCUGCGCUGGUGCCCGGCUCCAUCCCGCAGCUGCAGUGGCUGCUGCAGCAGUGCCGCAGGUACAGCCUCACUGUUUGGACAGGAAAGGAGGAUGUGUAUUCUGUGGAAGACUUGCUUCUCAUCCGAGAAAAUUUUGAUAAAAGUAGGGUUUAUUAUGACAUUUUUGAGCCACAAAAUUCUGAAUUCAAAAAAGCGAUUGGAAUAGAAUAGUAGAUGGAAAGCAGGCAAUGCCUGACCCUAUAGUGCUUUACACUGCAGCUCUCAGGAUUGUCCACACUGGAAAUUUCUCCAAUAAAAGCUAAAGCCCUGCUAACCAUCUGCAGGAAGAGCCUGACCUGGUUCAUUACAGCCAUUUAUUGCCUCUUUUGCUGCUGCAAUUCCCAGAAUUCACACGGACUGAGACACUGGCAGUGUGGGAUUGGCUCCUGGCAAACGCCACAAGCGGUAGCAGAAAUACCAAAGGUUUCUUCCGCAAUCACAGAGGACAUCUUAGCUUCUGAGUAACAGCUAAUGCCCUGAGAAGCAUUACUCCUUCAACUUCUUGUCCUCCUUUUCCUGUUCCCCUCACAUGGCUCCUGUGCGAAUUUUCUUAACUCAUCUGUUAGCCUCACAGAUACUGUACACGAUAUUUUACAGGCUGUUAGUACUGAAGUAAAUUACAGUCAUUUUUACCGCUGUUACAUGGCAUUGGUACAGCUGUGAUAGAAAAGUUAGUUACAUUUCUUAAUCCUACAUUUUGAAUUAUCGUGAUCUCACGCUAAAAUUCAAGACUUCCAUUUGUAACCGACUACUCCUUUGAGAGAUUUAUCUAAUAGUUGUUUUAUUGAGGGGUAGAGCUUUCUUCAUUUUGGUCACCUGCUAAGGUGUGCUUGACCAAAACUUAGGAAAAGAUUGUUCCACAUAAGGAAGAAAACUACUUGAUUAUGCCUGAGAUAACUGAACAGAGUGCUUGAUUUAAUUUAAUCACCCAUAAAGUGAGUGGCAGUAACCACCAAAGGGUCAGGCUUGGCUGUGUGAUUUCUGCAGUGAGUUUGGAGAAGCGAUUCUUUCUUCAGUUGUGGUUUGUUGCAGGCAGUUGCAUUCAUCGAUUUGCAGGAUUCCAUCUCUCAGUGGUAGGCCUCUUAGGGACCACAGGCACACAUUUUUCUGCCGCUUAGAAUUCCUCCUACUGACCAGUUCCCACCUGAAGUUCUGGGAUUUGUUACAACUCAUUAAACUAUUAAGUAAAAAGCACCAGCAACUGCCAGAAGUAUUUUGAAAGAAGAAGUAUAUCUAAGCAAUACCUGUGGAUGUCAGUAAACAUGAUAAUCAUAUAAAAUUAAAGAAGACAUCAUCUGGAUUACCAGGAAAUGGCUGCGUGGUGAAUUUGAUUAUUCUGUAUGGAUUAUUCUAUGUAUAUGAAUUUCUGUAAGUAAUUUUACCUAUGAAUCUUUGCUAGUCCCCUGUGAAGUUGUUUAUGUCAGUCUAGUCUGACUUGCACAUAAAUAAAUUAAUUUGAUUUUA